AUGGCGGGUUCUUCUAUACCGGCGCAUUUGUCUAUGAUCAUUAUAGGAUGUUUUCAAUUGAUAGGCAGUACUGUUACACCAUUCUUCGUUGAAGGCUCUGGGAGGAGGAAAAUUUUGAUGCUAUCAUGUGCCACUUGUUCUUUAAGUAUGUUUCUGCUUGGUCUUUACUUCUACUUGGAUCUCAUUGGCAAUCCAAUUGUUGAUAAUAUAAAAUGGAUGCCGCUCGUCGUUCUCAUCUUAUACUAUAUUGGAUAUGAUUCUGAUUGUCAUCAUCCCUAUUAUUACUAUGAAAAGACAUUUUUUGCAGGUCUCGGCAUAAUUCCCAACGCCAUAAUAGGGGAGAUGUUCACUAGCAAUGUCAGGAGCAAGGGUUCCACCGUGACCAUGACCACGUCGUGGCUGUUCGGGUUCGCUGUGACGACAGCCUUCGGUGCACUGUUGGAGACUGUUGGUGGUCACGUGGCCUUUUGGUUUUUCUCCGCCACGUGCGCGGGAGCAGUGUUGUUCACAUUCUUCUUCGUACCAGAGACAAAAGGGAAAACUUUGUUGGAGAUUCAAGACUCAUUGUGA
Molecule: messenger RNA, 570 nt
Organism: Bicyclus anynana (squinting bush brown)
Lineage: Eukaryota; Metazoa; Arthropoda; Insecta; Lepidoptera; Nymphalidae
Product: facilitated trehalose transporter Tret1-like
Exons: 3
Coding region: 1-570 (189 amino acids)
Biological process (GO): transmembrane transport
Cellular component (GO): membrane
Molecular function (GO): transmembrane transporter activity
Source: RefSeq, a predicted model, not a curated record